AUGAACGAGCCAGCGGAGGGCGGCGCUCUGCCCACGGGGUCCAAGCAGGCGCUCCAGGCCGUGGUCAACUUCGCCCGUACCAACGGCAGCGCGUUGCACGUUGCGGUUGUCUCGCCCCAGGGCGCUGCCGAGUCCGCGGCACAGCAGGCGGACGCGGCGCGGAACUGGCUUGGAAGCGAAGGUGUCGAGAGCUGGGACGUGGUGCUGAAGCUGGUCCCGGGCGAGGAGGCGGGCCCCGGCGCGGCGGUCGUUGUGGGUGACCUGGCGGACGAGCUGGACGCCGACCUGGUCGUGCUCAGCGCCGACGCGUGCCACAUGCACUCCGUCGACGCCAACCUCCUCGCCGAGUUCGUCCCGUGCCCGCUGCUGAUGCUGCCCUGA
Molecule: messenger RNA, 381 nt
Organism: Pedinophyceae sp. YPF-701
Lineage: Eukaryota; Viridiplantae; Chlorophyta; Pedinophyceae
Source: the annotation of a GenBank genome assembly